Messenger RNA from Hyphopichia burtonii NRRL Y-1933, 1559 nucleotides. RefSeq lists its product as uncharacterized. NCBI's taxonomy places the organism in Eukaryota, Fungi, Ascomycota, Pichiomycetes, Serinales, Debaryomycetaceae. The transcript has a single exon. Bases 171 to 1532 code for a protein of 453 amino acids. The record is from RefSeq and is a predicted model, not a curated record.
UGGCAUUUAUAAAUAUCUUUAAGAAGGCAAAAAACCAUAAUAAAGAUAAAAAAUCGUCAUGUCAAACAAGUCAGCCACCAAUACCCAAGAAACAAGAUCAUCAUCUACAGAAAACCCAUUCUGACUCAUCUUUCAACUCUUCAUUAAACUCUCCUAACAACCAAACUAAUAUGACUAAUAAGCAGUUGAAAAAAUCAACUAGCUUCAUCUCCAAGCUUAAGCUAAUUCACCAAUCUUGUCCCUCAAAAUCCUCGGUUGCUUCCUCUUGUCAACAUCAAAAAUCGCCAAGUCAAUACUCAAAAUCGUCUUGUCAAUCAAUCAAACCUCAACCAAGUCCUCUCACGAGUGGCGCAUCCUCAAGUCAACCCCAAUUAAAUCCUGGCAGAUCAUUUGCAACCAAAGACUAUAAAUUGUCAGAUAUUUCUACCAAUAAUGAAAAUAAAUCUCUUCCACUCACUCCAUUAAGUGAUACUUUUAAUAUGAGUGAAUUAAUAGCUCCUUAUCAGAAUUUUGAAACUCCUAAAAAUCAAUUAUUUACUUCUACUCCGAUGAAUCCAAAACGCUCUAUUCAAUCCCCAAGGAAACUUGACUUUAUCGACUGCUCUUCCUUUGACGAUGAUAUAAGUAGUAAAAACUUGCUAAGUCCAACCGCAAGAACCGCAAGAACUGCAAGCUCGAAUUUCUUCGAUACCGAUGACGGAUCGAUAAUAGACGCUAACAUUCAAAUAUUCAAAACUUACUCCCAUGGUAAACAAUCAAAUUUAAGAUUCAUUAGUACUUCAUCUCCCAUUCCUUCAGAGUCUUCUCAAGAUCAUAUAAAUACUUCCGCAAGUCCUUCUCCACUACCUCGAGUUAAAAGCGUUGGCAAACUGACUACUAUUGAACAUUCCCACAAUUCUUGUCAUCUGUUGAGUGAAGAUAUAAGUGACCCAAUAGAUGACUCAGGAGACGAAGAAUUAGAAUUCAGUGAUAGCAAAGAGUUUUUCAGAAGCGAAUUACUUUCUUUGGUUCAAGAUCAUAAACUUUUAAUUGAAAAACAUGAAGACGAAAUUAGAAAAUUAAAGACUUUAUUACAACAAGAACGUGAAGUGGUCUCAAGGUUAUCUUCUCCUCAAACAAAAUCAACUCCAAGGUUCAAUUAUAGUGAAGUUUCUCCUCAAACAACACUCCCUGCAAACCGUAAUAAGAAAAGAAGAUCUGGAUUUAUUCCUUUCAACAUCGUUGUUUCAACUGAUGCCUCUAUGAAUGACUCUUCCACCGAUCUUUUGCCUCCUUUCAAGCCUGGCCAAUCAGAAAGCCUUAAUUCCCCCACCAUAAAAUCCCGCAAACCUUCACUGGGAUCCAAUGCAUCGUCAGUAAUGAGUACUUCUCACCAAAUUCCAAAAUCAAAUGGCCAUGUCCAAGAUUAUCUGGGCGAAUUGGGCAUCAUCCAUAACUACCAAGAAGACAGUUCCUACGAUUCCCAGUGUGACUCGGAACUCACUAUGCACACGCACUUCACAAAUCCUGAAUGCUACUUGCAAGUCAAGUAGAUUAUGUACUUUACGAUCCAAAUUUAU